CGAAAACUCGGUCGUGGGGAUGGGCGAGACGGAGGAAUACACCGACGGUGUUGGCGAUGCCACGUCGGUCGCUGUCCGUCACGCAACAAAGCGCCGACGGCGUGUCACGACCGACGACGACCUCGAUGCGAAAUUAUCGAGCCUUGAACGCGCCGUGUACGAGUUGGAUGACGAAACCGGUCGCUUAGAAGGUAAGGCCAUGGUCCUCGCCCGGAUGCCGUGGUAUUCGACACGCCUGCACGACCAGCAAUCGUCGAGGGUAAUCCAUGUGUACCUGCAAAUGUUUCAGUAUGGCUUCAAGAUCCACAACCCUGUCGAUGCGGUGAAGCAAGAACGGUUUCUACGAUCGGUCUGUCGCGAUGACAUGGUGUUUUGCGGCGGCAAUUGGAGCACGCACGGGGUGGACAAGCUCAUUCAUGCGUUUCGGAUUUACAGCUCGCUGCAUCCGAACUACAUCAUGCACCCCAAAUACUUCGAAGUCGUGCGCAACGACGAAGACAAUGGCGACGUUGUUUGCGACGUUCAAUGCACAGUGUCCCAGCGGCUCACGCGGGAGACCGUUGCUGUCUUUUUCCCUCACAUCAUGAACCAGGAACACUUGGUGCAGAUACUUGUCGGCCGCGACAUCCUUGUCGACACAAAUGUUUCCUUUGGCUUUACACCGGCCGGCCUCAUCGAUGCGUUCACCGUUACCAUGAGUCGGGAAAAAGCGUUCGCCCAGCUCCUGGGGGUUGAGGCGGCUGCCAUGUUGGCCGAUGGCCAGCAAUACUUAUCCCUCGUAACUUAACAUUGAGAAGAAGAGACAUGGUGACAUUUGACCUCAUGCGACUUCAUGAC
Aphanomyces invadans is the source of this 837-nucleotide messenger RNA. RefSeq lists its product as hypothetical. The transcript has a single exon. The record is from RefSeq and is a predicted model, not a curated record. Bases 20 to 787 code for a protein of 255 amino acids. NCBI's taxonomy places the organism in Eukaryota, Oomycota, Saprolegniomycetes, Saprolegniales, Verrucalvaceae.